Schizophyllum commune H4-8 is the source of this 1363-nucleotide messenger RNA. RefSeq lists its product as uncharacterized. Bases 310 to 1056 code for a protein of 248 amino acids. The transcript has 7 exons. The record is from RefSeq and is a predicted model, not a curated record. Lineage: Eukaryota; Fungi; Basidiomycota; Agaricomycetes; Agaricales; Schizophyllaceae.
GAUCGUCGCUGUAACUUUGCAUAGGAUCACGCUGGAAGUGCCUGUCACUGAGGAAGCGCUGGCACGUACGAACUCGCGCAAGUCCAACCGCUCGGACAGGACAUCUCGAUCCGGUCGCUCCGAUGUACCGUCCUCUCGUUCGCAUCGGGGCCAGGAAUCGUCAGAUAAAGGCGACACUUCUCCAGCGCAGCCCCCUUCCAAGCCACUCUCCUCGUAUGAACCCUUCGCCACGCCAAUCGUCCACGUUACUGAGGCCUUUUCAGUUUCGGAAAGACCAACUCAUCUGUCGCCUCCCUGCCCCUCCUUAAUAUGAUGCCCAACGUACCUCUGAGCCAUCAACCCAAAUUGAGGAUUGUGAAUCCCGACAGCUCGUCUAAGCACUCCGGGUCUGCGCACUCUCACUCAUCUGGGCGCGGUAAGGAUGGCCAUCGUCGACGGUAUAACAGUGAGAGCCCCGCACCAUUAUCGCACAGCGCGGCGCGCAACGAGGGCGCGACUUUGCGGCGCACCUCAAGCGAUAAACCCGAGAAUGGCAGCGAAGAGUUACUCAUCGUGUUGGUCGACGAAAAUACUGCGACAUGGCAUGGUCUGGACCGGCGUGCGUCCACGCGGAGCCCUCAGACCAGGAAUGCGGUCCGAGAGUCCCCGUGGAAUGGGCCAUUAGCUCGUAGCUCAACGCUGCCUUACGGAUCUAGUCGUCGGCGAUACGAAGUCCCGCUCGAGCAGCCGGGCGACGACAGUACCGAUGAAGGAGAGUCUUCCGACGACGACUAUCCACCGGUCGUUCCUAUGCCCCAACUCCUCGAGCUCACAGGUCGGAUACCGCCGUCAUAUCCGGCGUCAUAUGCGUCACCGCCGGUUGUACCUCUCAAUGUCUCCCAUUCGCGCGGCUCGACGCCUGCCCCAGUCAUCCCGAACUAUAGCCCUUACAGCACAGGGAGCUCGCUGUCGGCCGGGUCGCCCUUCAUUUCGACUUACAACACUCCUCAAACUCCCCUACGGCCGCUUUCAUCCACGUAUCCUUAUGCACAUCCAUACGGUGGCAUUCCUCUCUAGAGGCUUUGCCCUUGUCACAUACAUCUGCUAAUAACGGACAGACGCACUAGCCCAUUCUCGCCAACUGUUUAUUCGUCAUGAUCAUCGGGGGGUGUAUGUAUUGUAAACUAUGCAAGGUGUAAUGCUAUAUCGACCUAAUGUUGUUCCCUCAGAGCUUCGACCUCAAUAGUGAUUGUACUCUGGUCUGGCAUUCUGUCUCGACUGCGCACCGCUGUUAGAGAGAUAACGAUCGCCAUGUAGGCGCCGGCUACGUUUAUAGUUCCUCCCUCCCUCUUAUCCGAAGGCGCACUGGCCACGGGCGAGCCGU